Molecule: messenger RNA, 313 nt
Organism: Symbiodinium pilosum
Lineage: Eukaryota; Dinophyceae; Suessiales; Symbiodiniaceae
Source: the annotation of a GenBank genome assembly
GCUUGGCCAGCCGGCAUUGGACUCAUCUGAUGCAAUGCCGAAACUCCGUCUGCGUCGACGGGAUGGAGGAGGAGGUGGUGCACCAACCUACGAAUUGGACCUCCAGCAGUAUCCAGCGGAUGUUGUCUUUGCGUGGUUGCGUUAUCUCUACACGCAGGACGACUUGGAGCUCACAUGGCCCCUGCGACAUAGCCGGAGAGGAGACGAAGAGGCUCCGCCGGAGAUGUGGUGGAUGCAGCUGUUGCAUCUUGCGCAGCUGGUGGGCGACUGGAAGCUUCAACUCUAUGCCCAGGAGACCAUUGAGACGACUUAG